Molecule: messenger RNA, 3305 nt
Organism: Penaeus vannamei (Pacific white shrimp)
Lineage: Eukaryota; Metazoa; Arthropoda; Malacostraca; Decapoda; Penaeidae
Product: aminopeptidase O
Cellular component (GO): nucleolus
Molecular function (GO): zinc ion binding; metalloaminopeptidase activity
Source: RefSeq, a predicted model, not a curated record
CGCGUGUAAACAAAAACAAUAACAAAGGAAGGGCGAGGAUGUAAACAAACGGCAUUUCUUCAGAAUCUGUGGUAUUCUUUUAUAUUAAAUCGAAUAAUGUUUCCGUUUGAACUAUUUGGUUCCAGGAAAGCAAGACGUCAUUAUAUCGGGAGGAUAACCAAGGAUUUACAAACAACAUAUAAACCAGAAAAGAAUUCUUGCAUUAGUGUCAAACAAAAUGGGGGACAUGGACUUACCUUUGCUAUCAAACAUAAAGGACAUAAGGGCACGGCACUAUCUCUUACAUCUCAAAACAAGUGUAGUUAGUCAGAUAAUUGAAGGAACUGUGUUUAUCUUCCUAGAGCCUACAACACUUUGUGAGAAAAACGGGUAUUGUUGCGUGUGUGAGUGUUUCUGUUCAGAUAAAAGGAAGGUUGUUAGUGAAUCUGGCCAAAAUUUACAUCAUGGUACAGAUGUUUUUCCUAAUCAUGAAAACAAUACAACAUUUGCAAGGACUUCUAGUGGGUAUAGUGAAAUAGACCAAACCAGUUUUGGCUGCACACCAAAAAGUUUUCAUCAAGGUUUUAACAAUGCUGAAAAAAAUCCAUGUAGAAAGGCUACUCUGACUGAUUCAAGUAGUUCAGGUAUUCACUGUGGCCAAAGUAACCUAGAAAAGGAGUGUGAAUUAAUAAGUCAAAGAUCAUGUGUUGUAGAGAAUGAACAAGAAAGCCAGAACAAAUUAGGGAAAGCAGAGAAAGUAGAUUCUGAUGAUGUCUUAGUAAAUCAUAUUUUGCAUGAAGUUGCUACUCAAUCAGAAACACAAAAUGAUUUUAAGGUUGUACUAGAUUGUUGUGAUAUUAAGGUAAAAUCUGUCACUGAAGUAAUCUGCAAUAAAACUGAAGUUUCACAGUACUUACAUCCAGCAUUUAUUAGAAACUGCAGCUUUGCCCUAAAUACUUGGUCAAGCAAAGAGCAGGUACCACUUCAGUACACUGUGGAACCUUGGUCUAUUAAUAUAUGGAAAAAUAAUGUGCAAAGAGUUGCUGAUUUUCCCAGAGUUAUAUGCAUCAAAUAUGAAACACUGCCACAAGGAAAGUCACUUCUUUGGAGGAACGACCAAGAUGGCAGUCCAUGUGUGUUUACUCCAGCUGCCACUAUCAACAACCGCUCAUUACUCCCAUGUCAAGAUCCUCCAUCAGCAAUGGCUACAUGGCAAGCUUGGUUUACAGUGCCAAAAGGGUAUUAUCUGUCAAUGACAGGGGACGAGAGACCAGUAAAAUUUAUUGGCUGUAUUGAGGAUUACAAGGACUGUUGGCUCAUCAAUCACUCAGAUUUUAAAAAUUGUGAUACCAAAGAACCUUGUCAAGGAUCUACAAUUUGCAGACAAGAUAUGGUAAAAGAAAAUAUACCUUCAGUUUGCUUUUAUUAUCAUACAACAAUGGUCUUACCUAUUGCAACUAUAGCUAUUGCCAUUGGUAAAUGGGAAGUAGAUAUUCUUCCAGCAUUAGAAUCCGAGGCUAAGUUAUGUGGGUCAUUUAUAAAAGAAGAUAAAAAAACUAAAGAGGCUCAUCCAUGUAAGCACUAUGAAUACCCUUGUCACAUCCAAUCCAAAGACUGGGGUAGUGAAACUGCUCUAUCUGUGGUUUAUCCUCCAUCAUCAUCUCAAGCAAUAAAGUCAGUUGCAUCAUUUCUACCUUUUGCCCUGCAAGCAUCUUCUGACCUUCUUGGCAGAUACCCAUGCCCUAGGCUGGAAGUUGUUAUAGUACCAAAGUGUUUUGCAAGCUUGGGUUUAGCUUCUCCAAACUUAAUCUUCUUGUCACCAUCAAUGGUAAUGGAUGAUCCUGCAGCCUAUAUUCGUCUUGCACAUGAAAUAAGCCAUGCAUGGUUUGGGAUCAAUAUUGGUGCCCAAGACUGGACAGAAGAAUGGAUUAGCGAAGGUUUCGCUACCUACAUGGAAGACUCUAUCUAUGCACAAGCUACUCUGAUAAAAGAUGCUGUGUACAGCACAAAACAACAAAACAUCCCUGAAACCACUAGUAAAGAUAACCCAGUAGAUAGUUGGCAAGAUCAGGUAGGUGUUGAUAAGAAUGCACAUAGUGAAACUCAGAAAAAAGAUGAGCUGUGUGUUGGGAGUCCUCAUAAUUGUAAUGGGAGCAAAGGUAAAGUACUGACCUGUGGUUCAUUUACAUCGCUAUCAUCACUAGAGCAUAAAGCAAUGAAAAUGAAAUACCACGAGGAACUUUCAGAUCUUAGGGCACAUAUACGAUACAGAACUCUGACAAGUGAACUUGAAAAUUCAAGUGAAGAUUUGCAGAAGCUCAGACCUAUGCAAGGGGAGACUUUAGUUGAUGAUAGUGGCAUUGGUUAUGUCAAAGACGGAAGAAAUCCAGAAAAAACAUUUUUGCAAGUGCAUUAUCUGAAGGGAUAUUUCCUGCUGAAGUAUAUGAGCAAAAUAAUAGGGAGGAAAACCUUUGAUUCAAUGAUAAAAGAUUAUGUAACAUUUUAUCAUGGUCAGUUGGUGUUAUCAGAGCAGAUAAUAGACUUUUUCAUUAGUGCUUACCCAGAGGCUGCAGAAAAAGGAAUGACCCUUAGUGGUCUGUAUGAAGAUUGGCUUAAUCAUCCUGGACUCAAUCCUUAUAUUACAGAAAAAUAUGGUAAUAUAGCAAAUCAGUUAGUGUCUACAGUUAAGUCACAUUUUAAUUAUUGGCUUCAUGUUAACAAAAGUAGUAGACAAAAUCCAAGUGCUAAAAAGAUGAAGAUCAACCUUGAGAAAUUCUCUUUUCCAGACCAAAUUGUCCUACUCUUAGAAUAUAUUUUAGAACUGAGAAGUUUUUCUUGCAAGGCUUUACAGCAGAUAUACCAUCACUAUGACAUUGCAGCUCAGAACGCUGAUGUUCGCCAUAGAUGGUGUGAGCUAGUAAUAUUAAAUAAUUUUCCUGACUUGUGUGAAGUGAGAAGAUUUUUAAUUGAUGACCAGGCAAUGGGAGUGUACCUGUAUGGAGAACUUGUUAUAUCAGGGAAAAAGAAACACAGAAAGUUAGCAGAAGAGGUAUAUAGAAAAGUUCAGCAUGACAUGGAUGAAAAUGCUAGAAUAACUGUUUCUUCAAUGCUGUAUGGAGAGUGAAUCAAGUAUUUUCACAUAAUUUUUUGUCAUCCUUUUUUCCCUCUGUGUUUUUUCUUUUUAUUAUGUCUUUCAUGUUUUUGUUCUUACUUUUUCUCAUUUGAGAAUUUGCAUUCAGGAUUAAACAAGAAUACUGCCAUUAUCUCAGGAACUUGUGUGUUGAUACAUUUUUGUAAAUAGAUUUGAAAUAUAACUACUAAAUGUC